Diospyros lotus (date-plum) is the source of this 2062-nucleotide messenger RNA. Its product is annotated as decapping 5-like protein. The coding region runs from base 109 to 1794 and encodes 561 amino acids. Gene Ontology annotation, biological process: cytoplasmic stress granule assembly; P-body assembly. Gene Ontology annotation, cellular component: P-body. The transcript has 7 exons. Gene Ontology annotation, molecular function: mRNA binding. The record is from RefSeq and is a predicted model, not a curated record. Lineage: Eukaryota; Viridiplantae; Streptophyta; Magnoliopsida; Ericales; Ebenaceae.
AAGCCCUACCUCCCUUCUUUAUAGGGCCGGUUCACCGACAAACGCCACCAAAACUUUCCUUCCUUUUCUCGUCCGUUUCCCGAUCAACAGGGCUUCGUUUUCCCACAAAUGGCGAACGAAUCUUCGUCUUCUAUUCGCCCGCCGCCACCGCUGGCGUCGAUGCCGUCUUCGUCUUCGCCUUCGCCUUCGCCAUCAACUUCUACCUUUUCGGUAGAUUCGUACAUAGGGAGUUUCAUCAGUUUGACGUCGAAGUUCGAGAUCCGAUACGAGGGCGUCCUUUACUACCUCAACCCCCAAGAUUCCACCCUUGGCUUGAAGAACGUAAGGUCUUUUGGAACUGAAGGACGAAAGAAAGAUGGCCCACAAGUUCCUCCAAGUGACAAAGUGUAUGAAUACAUUUUGUUUCGAGGAAAUGAUAUUAAGGAUUUGCAAGUGAAGUCCUCGCCACCUGUUCAAAGAGAGGAGCUGAUACAAAAUGAUCCUGCCAUCAUAAAGUCACAUAGCUUGGUGGGCGCUUCAAAUUUAUCAAAAUCAGUUUCAGUUGGCAGUGGAUCCUUGGCACAAUUAAGUCCUUACCAGGAACCCUUUACUUCAGCAAAUUUAACUUAUCCUAUCCCAUUGCCGUCAUAUCAAUCUGGAAACCCGGUGGGGUCUUUGCAAUCAACUCAAAAUGUCAAAUUGUCAACCUCACCCACUUAUUGGCCAGGGUAUAAUGAAGCAUCAAGCAAUAUCCCUUAUGCUACACAAUUUUCUAACCCGUUAGUUCCUAGCUCCUCUACGACAACUUCAUUGCCUGCAGCAAUGCAAACUUAUUUGCAGCCUUCUACUACUCUUCCAUCCACGGCCUCUGGAUUGAUGUAUCCAUCAGAUGUUGCUCCUGCAUCUUUACUUACUACUUCUAGUUCUGUACAUUUAAAUGUUACCCCUGCUCUUGCUCCAGAACAGCCUUCUUACUCUUCCAGUAUGCCUUCUCACCUUUCACUUCUGACUGCUAAUAGAUUAAACAGGUUUCCAUUUGUUUCAUCAUCCCAAGAUUUGAAUGUUACUGAUGCUUCAGUUGUUGGUAAUGCUGGUUCUGGCUCAAUACCAGCCCUUUCUGUUCAGUCAUUGCCAUAUUCUACCUCUUCUAUUGCAGAUUCUGCAUCAGCCCCUUUGAUAAAAUUGCAGCAUACUUUGUUAACUCCAGAUCAAUUAGCACAGACUAGUCCUUCUCUGCUUUCUUCUGUACAGAAUCCCCAUUCUGUUGAGAAAGAUAUGCUUGCCCUGGAUACAGCAUCCGUAAAUUUGCCUUCCCUGGUUACUACUUCAGCAGUUCAAGCGCCGCUGCUGCCCUUGCCACCCUCUACGCAACAGUUCACUGAAGAAUUUGAUUUUGAGGCCAUGAAUGAGAAGUUUAAAAAGGAAGAAGUAUGGGGUUAUCUUGGUGCAAAGAAUGGGAACCAAACCAAGGGGAUCGAGGAGAAUGCAGGCGGUCAAAACUUUGGUCAUAUGGGGGCUUAUGGCCUAGUAUUACCCAAGCUUGAUCCUAAACCGGCAUACAAGAAGGAUGAGUUCUUUGAUACACUCUCGCGCAAAUCAUUUGUCCAGGGCAAUGGACCAAGGAAUGGACAUAAUCGGUUCUCAGAGCGAAUGAAGCAGGAUACUGAGACCUUUGGCAGUUUUCACCAGAGACCUCAUCUUUGGUAUGGAGGCUAUGGUGCAGGACGCAGUGAUAACUAUAGGGGCUCAUAUAGCCGGGGAAGGGGAUAUAACUACCAUGGAAGGGGCGGAGGAAACUGGCACACUGACAUUUGAAUUUUUAAUGCUUUAAAGGUGCAUGUUUGCCAGUGUAUUACGGUUAUGCCAUUGACAUUUGUUAUCAUCAUUGCUCAAUGUUGUUCCAGUGAUGAGCUUCAAGAUCAUAGGUGUGGAAAUUGUGGCAAGUGGCUAGUUAGUUGGUAGUAGUUACUGAUACGGUGGGCUCAUGCCCUUCUUUUUUUUGGGUAUAUAUGGGCUCGCCUUACUGGUACUCUUUUAGGCUGCAAUCAUCCAUGAAUGGACUUUUGUGGAGAUUAUAGUUGAA